Ananas comosus (pineapple) is the source of this 1507-nucleotide messenger RNA. Its product is annotated as transmembrane protein 120 homolog. Gene Ontology annotation, cellular component: membrane. The record is from RefSeq and is a predicted model, not a curated record. Lineage: Eukaryota; Viridiplantae; Streptophyta; Magnoliopsida; Poales; Bromeliaceae. The transcript is spliced from 10 exons. The coding region runs from base 31 to 1158 and encodes 375 amino acids.
AAAAAAAAAAAAGGAGAAAAAAGAAAAGAAAUGGGGGACGCGAGCGCCGUCGCGCUCCUGGAGGAGGCGGCGGGCGCGGCGGAGCGGGCGCGGGAGCUGCAGGACGCCGCCGCCGCCCUCCUCUCCGCCGCCGCCGCCGACGAGCAGCGCUUCCGCGGCCGCGCCCUCGCCCUCGACUCCGACCUCCGCCGCCUCCGCUCCUCCCGUCUCGCCGCCGCCGCCGCCGCCGCCGUCGAUCCCGAGAUCGCCGACAGGAUCGACGAGGAAUUGGACAGGGCAAGAUGUCUGAUCAGCGACGGUGACGUGGCGUCGAUUCUUCCCAGCAAAGCUCAUGGGCGUUUCUUGAAGAUGUUUCUAGGCCCGGUGAAUGUGCGCGCCGCGAGGAAAGAGGUGCAGCUGAAAGUGAAGCAAGAGUAUAACAGCUAUAGAGAUAGAACUGCUUUUCUGUUUCUUCUAUUUCCGUCCACUUUGCUUUUUCUAAGGUCCUGGAUGUGGGAUCGAUGCAUUCCAGCUUUGCCAGUUCAGUUGUAUCAGGCUUGGCUAUUGUAUCUCUACACAAGUUUAGCUUUGCGAGAGAACAUAUUAAGAGUGAAUGGAAGUGACAUCCGUCCUUGGUGGAUAUACCAUCACUAUUGUGCCAUGAUGAUGGCCCUUGUGAGCCUUACAUGGGAGAUAAAGGGACAACCGGAUUGUGCCGAUAAGCAGAGAGGUGUACAAUUGUUUCUGGCAUGGGCAAUAAUGCAAGGCUUCGCAAUGCUUUUGCAAAACAGAUAUCAGCGGCAAAGAUUGUAUACUCGCAUUGCUUUAGGAAAGGCUAAAAGAAUGGAUGUUGUGUGGGGUGAAACUGCUGGUGUUGAGGGUCAAUUGUGGCUGCUGUAUCCAAUCCUCUUCAUUUUGCAGGGUUUCGAGGCGUAUGUCGGGAUGCUACUGCUUCGGACAGCUCUAGCCGACGUCAUCCCCGAAUGGCAGGUGUUAGUGUGUGGAAUCUUGCUGGUUGUAAUGGCAGCAGGCAACUUCGCCAACACGGUGCAGACGGUGAUGGCGAAGUCGAGGGUGAAAGCGAAGAUGAAGAGAAGCAAGAGCAAGCAAGAUUUCGAUCAGAGCACGUCGCCGACCGCCUCGUCGUCGAAUAAUUCAAGAUCAUCAAAGCAAUCAUGAUGAAUUUUCCUUCCAGCUUUUUUUCUGGUGCUGAUAAUCUUUUUGUAGAGCAUUAGUUUGCAAUAAUUUUGUUGCAGUGCCCUAUUUAAUGUUAAUCUAUGUGUGUGCAUAAUUUAUGUAUUGGGUAGUUUUUUUGUUUUUUUAAUCAAUCCUUGAUAAUAAUGAAUGGUUUAUGUCUCCUUAUCUCAUGAUUUUUAAGCAAGAAUUUAAGUGCCAUGGACGCGAGGUUGUGUUGCGCAUUUGUAGGCACGGGGCAAAUGGUGUGUAACGUGUCGUGCCAAUAUACGCCGAUGAAAAUCACUAUGCCGACACGCUAUGGUGCGAAAUAUUUAUUUCUUUAGCACCAAUA